Molecule: messenger RNA, 1467 nt
Organism: Phalacrocorax carbo (great cormorant)
Lineage: Eukaryota; Metazoa; Chordata; Aves; Suliformes; Phalacrocoracidae
Source: RefSeq, a predicted model, not a curated record
AUGAUAAAAGCUGGUGGAAAUGUGAAUGUUCAGGAUUAUGCUGGCUGGACUGCACUACAUAGAGCAAGUGUGGAAGGCUUUUAUGGGAUAGCAAAUGAGCUUUUGAAAGCAGGAGCGGAUGUUAAUGCUAGAGGAAAGGAACAAAUAACGCCACUGCAAGAUGCAGUUAAAGAAUCCCAUUAUGAGAUGGCAGAGUUAUUGCUUUGGUAUGGGGCGGAUCCCUUAUUAAAAAAUGAGAUGGGAAGGUGCGCAUUAGAAGAAGCUUCUGACCCAUCUGUGAGGAAACUGCUUAAAAGCUAUGUGGCAAAAUCCAGAAGAGAUUCAGUAUCAGGUGGAGGUGAUUCAAAGAAUAUGUUAAAAACUCUAAGUGUUGAGGAUACAAACCUGCACCAGUUUUCCUUACAGACAAAUGAGUCAGAAGUAGCAUGUGCAAAUCUUAUGGAUUCAGACAACAGGGACACAUUGCAACAAACUAUUCUAAAUGAAGUGCAAAACAUUUAUACUAAUACAUCUGAAGAUGGAACCGGCUGCACUGAACAGACACUUCAAGCAAAUGCAGAAACAGUGUUAGCAUAUGAGUUUUCAGCAGCUACUAAUGGGGAAGGUGUUUCUGGAAGUCCUUAUAAUUCUACCAGUGGUGUACUAAACACCAUUGAACAAAAGGUUCCACAGCCACAGAAAGGAGGGAGGAUCCUGCUUAAUGCUGCAGAAGGUGUCGAAGGAUGUCACAUUGAAACUGAAAAUGCUAAUAGUUUGGAGGUCGAGCCUAUGGCCUUUCAGCUCCAAGAAAAGGACAUGCUUCAAAUUAGGCAAGAGAGAGAGGAUCUUCAGGAGACCAACUCAAAAGCAGAUUUGCAUUUUGGUAUUACUGCAGACAGCAAGUCUCCUUAUUCAUUUCAGAUUGCGGAAAAUAUGCAGAAAGAAACCGUCCAGAAAGCAGAAUCAUGCCUAUCUACCAGAAAAGGAGCUGUAAUUUUACACAAUACCUGUAAUACAAGAGCUGGGAGAAAGACAAAAGUGAAGAGAAAUGCAAAAGGAGAAACUCAGCUUCAUAUUGCUGCUAAGAGGGGAGAUUUAUCUUUGGUGAAAACUCUAAUAUCAUCUGGAAUUUGUGUCAAUGAACAGGACAAUGCAGGUUGGACAGCAAUUCAUGAAGCUUCCAAUAGGGGAUUUACUGAAGUGAUCUCAGAAUUACUGAAAGCUGGUGCUAAUGUUAACAGCAGAAGUCUGGAUGGUAUUUUGCCAAUACAUGAUGCUGUUUCUGGCAAUUAUUUGGAGGCAGUCAGGAUUCUACUACAGCACGGAGCAAAUCCCUGUGAGAGGAAUGGUUCAGGGAAAAGUGCUUUGGAUGAAGCUUCUGAUGAUGAAAUGAAAGAACUGCUGAAAUCUUACGGUGCUAUGGACUCUCUACUUCCUGUUGAGACUGUUGAAGUUACAGGUAAUGUAAAUCAUAGGAUUACCCUGUAG